Messenger RNA from Cryptomeria japonica (Japanese cedar), 1940 nucleotides. RefSeq lists its product as uncharacterized. NCBI's taxonomy places the organism in Eukaryota, Viridiplantae, Streptophyta, Pinopsida, Cupressales, Cupressaceae. The transcript has a single exon. The record is from RefSeq and is a predicted model, not a curated record. Bases 239 to 1549 code for a protein of 436 amino acids.
ACUCUGUCUCGUCUUCCAUUCCUCCUGGAAGCGGGUCCCAGGUGCUGGAUCUAUACAUAAUAUGCAUGCCGCAGUCGCUAGAUUUGAAAAAUCUCCGCAGUCGUUCCUUUGCAUUUGUUCCCACGUCAAGUGUUUGAAUCUCCGGGGCGAUGGAUUCGCUGGGAGCCAACAGAAAGUGAAGUUAAAGUGGCGGAGAAUUCAUAUCUGAGGAAAGGCAGGCGCAAAGGAAACGGCCGUAAUGGGAUGUGUGUGUUCGAAGCAGGCGAAGAAGCAUACAAAAGAGAGAACCAUUUCAGUGACGAAUCAUAUGGUUGCUCUCACCUCCAGCACUCUGGGUGUUCUGGAUCUGGGGCCUUCAAAAGCCCAGCAAAAAGAGGGGGAAAGUGAAUCUGGUGAGCAGAAAGAGUUAAAUGUGAGUGAUGAAGUGAUAAAGAGCAAGAAGUGGACCGAGAAAAGCGUCACACAAGUAGAAAGUGCAGAGAGAGUUGCAGAAGUGGAACCCAUGACCAUUAAUGCUUGGGAGCUCAUGCAAGGGCUGGAUGAGGAAGAUGGUGGUGUGGACCAAUCUAAAAGAAGCAGCUUGGAAGAAGAGAAGGUGAAAUUUACUCCCAAGAAAGCGGCUUCUGAGGUGGGAAAUGGGAGGCACAAUCAAGGGCAACAGCAGAGAUUCGGUAAGGAAAAUGGUAUGAAUGUACGGUCUGGGAAGAUGAGAAUGAAUGAGGUUAGUACUAGUAGUCCUCUCAGAGAACUGAAUGUGAAUGAUAAUUGUAGUAAUGGCAUAAGUCCUGAGAUAGGUUGCAGGGGGGGUUCGGGUUCUGUACCCUGCAAGAGGGUUUCAAAGAGGGGUAUGACUGAUUUGAAGGUUGCUUCAGCUAGAAGGCUCAAUUCCAAGAUUAGGCUUUCUAUGGACCUCAUCACAGAGCCCCAGAGUCCCCUGUUCAGCCCCCAAUUGGUGGCUACUUUGGAGAAGGCGUUAGAAAAUUUGAGUGAGGAGGAAUGGAAUUUUAUAAGGAAGUCAGAGGGGGGUUUUCAUCAUGGUGAGAAGAAGAAAUGCAAGGAUGAGGAUGACCCACUUGAGAGUUUUGAGGUAAAAUGCCCCCCUGGUGGAGCUGAUGCUGUGGUUCUGUAUACUACUACACUCAGGGGAAUCAGGAAAACAUUUGAGGACUGUAACAAUGUGAGAGAUACCCUGGCAAGCUAUGGGAUUUGCAUCAGUGAGAGGGAUGUCUCUAUGCAUCUGGAUUUCAGGAAUGAGCUUAGGAAGCUCAUGGGAAAACUUGUUACAGUGCCCAGAUUGUUCAUCAAGGGCAGAUAUAUUGGGGGUGCAGAUGAGGUUCUCAGGAUUCAUGAAGAGGGGGAACUGGGUCAUCUUCUUCAGGGGAUUCCAACCCAUAUGCCAGGUGCAAUCUGUGAUGGUUGUGGGGGAGUCAGAUUUGUGCCAUGCUUGGAAUGCAGUGGAAGCUGCAAGCUUGUUAAUGAGGAAAACAGAGUGGUAAGGUGCCCUGAAUGCAAUGAAAAUGGCUUGAUUCAGUGCCCAAUUUGCUGCUGAUGAUAUCAAUAUCCCAUUUAUGCACAGUGUUUUUAUUUUCAUGGAGGGCAUCUCGUCGACCAUCUUCAUGCUAAUGAAUUUUUGUUCUCACUUCAGUACCAGGUCAGGAUUGGCCAUAAUGCAGAGCUUCCACAAGAGUGGCAAUAUUCUCUGGCUUAUUCAGAUCACACUGUUUAGAUUUUUUAUCCUACUUCUGCAGGAGAAAUGAUUGUUGGGUGUUUUAUAUAGGAUUUUUUACUGGUUUGCACCUUAUGCAGCAUAGUACACAACAUGGUGUUCUUCUUAUAUAUAUGGUGUGGCAAAAUAGACUGCUACAGGGGUGGGUAUGUUCUAUUUUUUGUAUUAUUGUUUUGCAAAAGAGAAUACGAGAAGCACAUAUUUAAUUGUCUCA